Molecule: messenger RNA, 3054 nt
Organism: Austrofundulus limnaeus
Lineage: Eukaryota; Metazoa; Chordata; Actinopteri; Cyprinodontiformes; Rivulidae
Gene: slc9a8
Product: solute carrier family 9 member 8
Exons: 16
Coding region: 101-2053 (650 amino acids)
Biological process (GO): sodium ion transport; potassium ion transmembrane transport; proton transmembrane transport
Cellular component (GO): membrane
Molecular function (GO): potassium:proton antiporter activity; sodium:proton antiporter activity
Source: RefSeq, a predicted model, not a curated record
AGUAAAGUCGUGACGUCAACAGAUAGCGCUGUCGCUAUGAAGCUAUUAGUUUGUUUAAAAACGACAUUUUGUUUUCUGUUUUAAACUUCAUGAGUUGAGAAUGAGAGGCGUUCAUUCUUUGUUGUUCUUGUUAUUGUUUUGUGUAAAUUUGUGCGCGUCAGAACGAGUCGACGGGGGAAAUUCCCUGGACUUACACAAGAAAGAUGACAUCGUCGGGGGGGAUGUGAAGGUUGAUACUUCAGGGGAAAGCAAGCAGACCCUUAAAACUAAUGACAGAGAAGAUGAACUUAGUGCAAACGACCCACAAAAGGAAGGACAGCUUGUCAGCAACUCCAAUGAUACCACAGAAAACUACAGUAAUGAGACCCACCACUCUACAACUGCUGCCAAGCCAACUACUCCAGCACYAACACCAAAGCCCAUUCUUCCAGUACAGACGGGGGUGAAGGCCCAAGAGGAAGAGCAGUCCAGUGGGCUGACAAUUUUCUUCAGUCUGCUUGUUAUUGGUAUCUGCAUCAUAUUGGUGCACCUGCUUAUCAAGUUUAAGCUGCAUUUYCUUCCUGAGAGUGUGGCUGUCGUGUCCCUCGGGAUUCUCAUGGGAGGUUUCAUCAAGAUUAUUGAGUUCCAGGAACUGGCCAACUGGAAGGAGGAGGAAAUGUUCCGACCCAACAUGUUCUUCCUUUUGCUUCUGCCACCAAUCAUCUUUGAGUCGGGCUACUCUUUACACAAGGGUAACUUCUUCCAGAACAUUGGCUCCAUCACCCUCUUUGCUGUGAUUGGUACUGCUUUUUCUGCAUUCAUAGUUGGUGGAGGGAUUUAUUUUCUUGGUCAGGCUGAUGUGAUCUAUAAGAUGACCAUGACUGAUAGCUUUGCAUUUGGCUCUCUAAUCUCAGCUGUGGACCCUGUAGCUACUAUCGCCAUAUUUAAUGCCCUCAACGUGGAUCCAGUCCUCAACAUGCUGGUGUUUGGGGAGAGUAUCCUCAACGACGCUGUCUCCAUUGUGCUCACCAACACAGCAGAGGGUUUCUUCUCCCGCUCUGACAGCUCCAUGGUAACAGGCUGGGAGACCUUUGUGCAAGCACUGGGGUAUUUCCUUAAAAUGUUUUUUGGUUCUGCCGCUUUGGGAACCCUCACUGGACUCAUUUCAGCUCUUUUUCUGAAACACUUUGACUUGAGGAAGACGCCGUCACUGGAGUUUGGCAUGAUGAUCAUCUUUGCGUACCUGCCCUAUGGCUUGGCAGAAGGGAUCAAGCUGUCUGGAAUAAUGUCUAUCCUGUUUGCUGGCAUUGUGAUGUCUCACUACACACAUCACAACCUGUCCCCCAUCACCCAGAUCCUCAUGCAGCAAACGCUGCGUACCGUGGCCUUCAUGUGUGAGACGUGCGUGUUCGCGUUUCUCGGGCUCUCCAUCUUCAGCUUCCCACAUAAUUUUGAAAUCUCCUUCGUCAUCUGGUGUAUUGUCCUGGUUCUGCUCGGACGAGCUGUGAACAUCUUCCCCCUGUCAUUCCUGCUAAAUUUUUUCAGAGACCACAAGAUCACACCCAAAAUGAUGUUCAUCAUGUGGUUUAGUGGGUUGAGAGGUGCGAUUCCCUAUGCCUUGAGCCUCCAUUUGGGCCUGGAGCCAAUAGAGAAGCGUCAGCUUAUCGGCACCACCACCAUCAUCAUUGUGCUCUUCACCAUCCUCUUCCUCGGCGGCGGAACAAUGCCGCUCAUCCGCAUCAUGGACAUAGAAGAAAACCAGUCAAGGCGUAAGAACAAGAAGGACGUUAAUCUCAGCAAGACCCAGAAAAUGGGUAAUGCCAUCGAGUCAGAGCACCUUUCAGAGCUGACAGAGGAGGAGUAUGAAGCUCACAUCUACCAGAGACAAGAUCUGAAGGGCUUCAUGUGGCUCGAUGCAAAGUAUCUGAACCCCUUCUUCACUCGCAGACUUACUCAAGAGGACCUGUUACACGGCCGGAUCCAAAUGAAGACGCUGACCAACAAGUGGUACGAGGAGGUCCGGCAGGGCCCCUCAGGCUCUGAAGAUGACGAAGAUGAAGCAGAACUUCUGUAAACACUCUGAGUCCUGGGAUGUAAGUGUGUGUGAAGACGAGUUUUUGCUUUUGUUUCUUCACUUGCUUUAAGUUGAUGUUACAGAGGCGUCUGAGUGCCUGCAGCAAAUUCCUGCACAAUGUUGAAGUUGUGAAGUUUUUUGUUUUUUUUCCCUGGGAAAAUGAGGUUUAGAAAUUAUUACACUGGAUUAAGAAAGAACAUUUUUUAUGUUUAUUAUGAAUGUUUUAUUUUUACCUGCGGAAGAACUGACUGGAAAUCUGUUUGUGAACAACCUGUUCCCUGUUUUCUUUUUUAUAUUAAUAAAGUUUUUGUUUUAUAGGGAAAUCAUUGGAGAAACUGUGAUAAAAGUUAUUUUUAAGGACCUUUUCACUUCUUUUUUUCUGUCCCUUUUUAAUAGUAUGCUUGAAGUUUUACUUGGUGUCAAAAAAGGGUUCAAUAAGAGGCUCCUUCAGGCACCGCUUUAAAUUAGAAAAUUGGUUUUCAUAUUUUUCUAUUUUUUCUGUGCUUCCAUAUUUGUAUUCUCUAAUUAUUUGGAGUUAUUUUAAAAGAAACAAUAAUUCCCCCAUAUGCAGUGAUGAUGAAAUCCAAAUGAUGAAGGAGCUGCCCUUCAGCAGCGAGACGACCAAGAUAAAUGCAGGAGAGUUCAAACUACUGAAACACGUCAGGGAGAACGAAUAUAUUUAAUUACAAAGCUGAAUUACAGAAGCUUGAUUAUACUCAUGGAGAAAAUUGGAAAUUACUUUCACUUCCAAGUCUGGCAUCUGUGUUUAUUUUCAUUUUCUGCAAGGGUUCUUCCCUGUGUCUGAAGUGGGCUCUGAAAUAUUUGUGAUUUUCCUAAUUUUAUUUUAUUUUUUACCGCAAUGAAUGUUAACAAUGUUCUGUACAUGUUUAUUUYUAUUUAUUAAAAAAAACAUUUAUGCACUUUUAUGUGGGGUUUUGUACAGGUUCUGUGAGAAACACAGAAUAACUAAAAUAUAUAAAAUAAAUUCAUCUAAAUAUAUA